AUGCCCUCUUCCCGCGACCGUUUACAAACUUUUCCGAAUAAGCCCCGGGUGUUCAUCCUAAGCGAUAUCUCAAAUGAGCCGGACGAUGCCGAGUCGCUUGUUCGCUAUCUGCUGUAUGCAAACCAGUUUGAGACAGAGGGUCUUGUGGCUUGUACAUCGACAUGGAUGAAAACAAAGGUUUGUCCGCAGGACAUGCACAAGAUCCUCGAUAGCUACGAGAAGGUUGUACAAAACCUAGAUGCCCACGCACAUCCAAAUGAUCCAUAUCCAGCCGCGAAGCAUUUAAAAAGCCUGGUAAAGAAGGGCGCGGAGACGUACGGCAUGUCGGCUGUCAGCGCGGAUGUUCUACUAAGUGAAGGGGGACAAUUACUUCUCGACCGCAUCCAGACACCAUCCGAUAGACCCUUAUGGGUAUUGUGCUGGGGAGGGACUAAUGUGCUGGCAUCGGUCUUGUUGGAAAUUGAACGCACUCGGUCAGCAUCGGAGGCUGUGAAGUUGCGCUCCAAACUUCGCGUCUAUACCAUCUCCGAUCAGGAUGACACAGGCGUAUGGAUCCGCAACAAGUUUCCCGAAAUUUUCUACAUAUGCUCUGUGCAUGGUUGGUGUCAAUAUGGCCUGGCAACCUGGUCUGGCAUUUCCGGUGAACAUUGGUAUGGCUUCGACGAAGGGGGCCCCGAUCCAACAAAGAUCAGCAAAGACUGGAUUCGCACUCACAUCCAAAUUGGGCCUUUGGGGUCGGGCUAUCCAGAAUUUAUGUUUAUACCUGAAGGAGAUACGCCGACCUUUCUUUACCUCAUUCAAAACGGCCUCGGUAUUCCGGAAUGUCCCGAAUACGGGUCAUGGGGAGGCCGUUACAUCCGCACAGAUGCCAGCGGCAGUGGACUGGCGAACGGGCACUACAGCGAUACAGCAGAUGAAGUGGUCGGUUUAGAUGGACACAAACACAAGUCUAACCAAGCAACUAUUUGGCGGUGGCGCGACGCAUUUCAGAAUGAUUUUGCGGCGCGGAUGCAAUGGACACUCCCGGCAGAUUUGGGAAACUUCAAUCACCACCCCAUUAUCAGCGUUAAUGGAGACCAAGGGUUGAAGCCUCUUUUUUUAGAGUCCGAGGCUGGCUCGACGAUUCAACUCGACGCUUCAGCCACGUAUGAUCCUGAUCCUGCUGACUCUAUUGCCUUCAAGUGGUACCAGUAUAAGGACCCCAGUGCCACGCAAUGGUCUACGCACCAUGAGGUUGGCCGCCUAGAAAUUCACCCUCUCAAUCCGGCAAAAAGUAUUGUCAAGGUGGCACUACCUCCGCCAGACAGAUGCUGUGUGGAGCUCAUUAGCCGAAAAGCCGUAUCUAAGGGCCAACUCCUUCACCUAAUCCUUGAAGUUACAGACAGUGGAUCGCCACCUCUAACGAGUUAUCGGCGGGUACUCAUCCAAACGACAAAUAAACAGCUUGUGGGAGGAGGGGGGGGUGCAGAUGCCAUCGGCGAUACAAUGAAGAAUGUCGUCUAA
Talaromyces rugulosus is the source of this 1503-nucleotide messenger RNA. RefSeq lists its product as uncharacterized. NCBI's taxonomy places the organism in Eukaryota, Fungi, Ascomycota, Eurotiomycetes, Eurotiales, Trichocomaceae. The transcript has 2 exons. The record is from RefSeq and is a predicted model, not a curated record. Gene Ontology annotation, molecular function: hydrolase activity, hydrolyzing N-glycosyl compounds. Bases 1 to 1503 code for a protein of 500 amino acids.